Messenger RNA from Silurus meridionalis, 950 nucleotides. RefSeq lists its product as uncharacterized. The transcript has 3 exons. The coding region runs from base 309 to 950 and encodes 213 amino acids. NCBI's taxonomy places the organism in Eukaryota, Metazoa, Chordata, Actinopteri, Siluriformes, Siluridae. The record is from RefSeq and is a predicted model, not a curated record.
AUAUCAUAAACACAUUUCACAUGAAGACACAAUUCACAAAACACAAUCCUCCGUUCUCAUAAAUCUUAACACAUUUUUUUUUGCUAAAACACAAGUUGCAAAAGAACUCUGCUCAUAUUCUCAAAUGAAAGCUCAUGUGAUGCAAAAUGCUUGCCACAGUCAGCAAUAUUUGAACACAAUGAACACACCUGGCGUCAUUCAUUACACACAACGACUCAAAAUUGAAGACACUUGUUGCUAAUGCUGUGACCACAUGUACAAAAGCAAGUUCAGAGUGCACAGUUUGCUGAAGAUUCCAAACAAACACAAUGGAUGAAGGCAGAGUCAGGGGAAGAGGAAUUCGAGUCAGAGGAGGGAGAAGAGCUGGCCAUGGAAGAAGAGGAGCAGGCCAACGAGGAAGAGGAGAAGGUCCAGGAGGGAGAGCAAGACAACCUCGCACCAUCAUUACGGACAAGAUGCGAGCAACAGUCAUUGACCAUGUCAUUGUCCAUGGCAUGACAAUGGCUGAAGCAGGACUACGAGUCUGUCCAAACCUGAGUAGGGUCACCGUGGCCACCAUUAUCAGGGCAUUCAGACAACACAACAGAGUUGAAAGAAUGCCACAUAGAGGUGGGAGGGUUGCCAUAUUUACAGCGGCACAAGAAACCCUCAUUGUGGAUAUGGUUCAUGAGAACAACCUCAUCAGACUCCGGGAGAUUAGAGACAAAGUCAUUGCCGAUAAUGUCAACUUUGAGAGCAUUGAUGAUGUCAGCUUGGCCACAAUAGACCGAGUUCUCCGGCGCCAAAAGAUGCGGAUGAAACAGGUCUAUAGGGUUCCCUUUGAGCGCAACUCUGCGCGACACAAAGACCUACGUUACGAGUAUGUGCAAAGGAUAUUACAGUUGGACACGAUGGGCAUACCUCAUGAGUACCUCUUCCUGGAUGAGGCUGGCUUCAACCUGCAGAAAUGA